This is a messenger RNA of Nothobranchius furzeri (turquoise killifish), 3380 nucleotides long. The record is from RefSeq and is a predicted model, not a curated record. NCBI's taxonomy places the organism in Eukaryota, Metazoa, Chordata, Actinopteri, Cyprinodontiformes, Nothobranchiidae.
AGUCCUGCUGCGAUGCUCUCAUGACACAAACUUUAACCGUGACUCCCUACGGUCAGAGGGGCGUGGCUUAUGCCCGGGAUUUUCUUUUCUUUUCCUCCCCUCACGCGCAGCAUUUAACGGGCAUCUGUUUUCGGCAACAAGCAGGGCUUGUCCAAGUAGUUUGUUUGGAGGAAGAUGAUGAGUUUAACGGAAUGGGAAACCAUAUUGUUUCUGACCAUCACAACAAAAAGAUGCCACUGGAUGAGGACUGCCAUGCCUGGAAAAAGAAGACCUCAGAUGUGAAGGAGAAGUAUGACUUCAAAGAGAUCCUGGGAACGGGGGCUUUCUCCGAGGUGGUUUUGGCCGAAGAGAAGAGGACGCACAGGCUGGUGGCUAUCAAGUGCAUCCCCAAGAAGGCGUUAGAAGGCAAAGAAAACAGUAUUGAGAACGAGAUUGCAGUCCUGCACAAGAUUAAACACACCAACAUUGUAUCACUGGAGGAUAUCUUUGAGAGUAAAUCACACCUCUAUCUUGUCAUGCAACUGGUGUCUGGAGGUGAACUCUUUGAUCGUAUCAUAGAGAAGGGAUUCUACACUGAGAAAGAUGCCAGUAAGCUCAUUCAGCAGAUCCUGGAUGCUGUCAAGUACCUCCAUGAGCUGGGCAUUGUGCACCGCGACCUCAAGCCGGAGAACCUGCUGUACUACAGCAUGGACGAAGACUCAAAGAUCAUGAUCAGUGAUUUUGGUCUUUCUAAAAUCGAGGGCUCCGGCAGCGUGAUGUCAACAGCCUGUGGAACACCUGGAUAUGUUGCCCCUGAAGUUCUGGCUCAGAAACCCUACAGCAAAGCAGUGGACUGCUGGUCUAUUGGCGUCAUCUCUUAUAUUCUGCUGUGUGGAUAUCCUCCUUUCUAUGAUGAAAAUGAUGCCAAACUGUUUGAGCAGAUCCUGAAAGCAGAGUACGAGUUUGAUUCUCCUUAUUGGGACGAUAUCUCUGAUUCAGCUAAAGACUUCAUAGUGCAUCUUAUGGAAAAAGACCCCAAUGUCCGCUACACCUGUGACCAAGCCCUGCUGCACCCCUGGAUUGCAGGCGAUACUGCCCUGGACAAGAACAUUCACGAGUCUGUGAGCGCACAGAUCAAGAAGAACUUUGCAAAGAGCAAAUGGAAGCAAGCGUUCAAUGCCACUGCCGUGAUCCGUCACAUGAGACGCCUCCAGCUGAGUACUGGUAGCGACGGCGUCAGCCCCACCUUAACCAGUCAGCUCCAGACUGACCUGCUGAUGCCAGAGGAAGAUCCAGCUUGCUGUGAAGGGGGGUGCUCCCAGAACAUGGACAGCGGCGUAGACCCCCUGUCCAACUGCUCCUACCGCUGCCACCCGGCCAGCAAUGUGUGAUAACGAGACCCUCUUCUUGUACCAUUAGAUCCCGAGUCACGUUCCUGGUUUAACUUCCUUGUUGGAGCCAGAGGCUCCAUCCCCCCCCCACCCCUCUCUCUAUCUGCCUGGGAAUACAGCGUCAUUCCAACCUGUGGCCUGCAGGGGGAGCGAGACGGUCAAGCCAGGGAGGGGAAAAAAGUUGAAAAGGAGGUGGAGGAAGACUUGUAGUUAAUCAGGAUGACGCACCAGAGCGGAUCAUUUUGGGAUGAGGUGAAAUGGAUACCAGGGAAGGAGGGGAAAACGACCUCCCCCGUCCUCAUGUCGGUGGGGUGGGGUGGGGAUUGUUUUAGCAGAAGCAGGACAGAACAGAACAUGUAGGACAUGGUUUUUAAAGCUAUUUGUUUUUGUAUUUUUAAUUAAACCUGGCUUUAUUGUUUUGUAUAUUUUUGUGUUGCUUUUCCCCACUUUUAGAUUUUGGAGCAUCAGUCUCUCCACUGCAUCUGCAUGACUAGUAGACCGUUUCCCACUGCAUGCUUUAGCAUAAAAAUCACAUCCCACCACAAAGAUGGAGCACUUUUAAUGGGGAUAUUACAGAAUAGGUUUAUCUAUGGACAGAUUUAUUUAAUAUGCAGGCUCUGUUGUGGCAUCAGUGGUUUAUGAAAGAAAAGGCUUCUUAUGUUUAUCUUUUUUCUAAAUCUCAACCCUAAACUUCUUUAACAAAAGAUUUAUUCUCGUCUAAGGUGCCUUUACGAUAUUCACUAUGAUGGAUUUACUGGUGGUAGCCUGUUUCUGAAUAAAAGGUUUUUCUUUCUGUAACAUAUUUUUAUGUGUUGUAUGUUAGUUUAAUGGUAGUUCUUCUAUGCUAUAUUUAAAAACAAUCUCAGAUUGGAUGUGUCUGUGCAAAGAAGAGAUAUUUUGUUUUGUGCUGAAUAAAAAUGUUCAGUAUCUGACACGAAAUGAUCAGUCAGUUCAGAUGUUAAAACUUGUCUAAAGAUACAUUUUAGACUCAAUUGAAAAAUGAAAAUCAUAUUGUUUUAUGCAUCUCUCAUGGCCCUGUAUAAUCUUCACAUGCAGCCUUUUUAGAAAAUUAGAAACAUGCUCUAAACCUGAAUAUGCAUCACAGACUCUACGCUUUUUUCUCUCCAGUAUUUCAGCUCCCUUUAAAGCCUUAAGUGUUGGUGUUGGUUCAUUUUUAUUUUGUUGUAAUUUUACAAGAAAACUCAAAUUGCUUUUUAUCUCACAUCUCUGGUUGAACUGCACGAUCUGAACUUCUUGCAGUGAAACAGCCAAAGUUUUUUUUAAACUCCAGCUUCUCUCUCAGAUACAACAAUAAUCUUUUCAUGUUGCUUACAGCAGCAAAGGGAGACUGAUCUUUAUCUCAAAGUCAUGCAGCCCUUUAAAGAGCAGAAAUAAAGGGUAUUUAAAGAAGACUUGAUUGUGCUGCUUCUUAAAAAGUAUCUGAGCUUUACUGUGUGGUGUUGUUGGGUAGUUGUUCAAUGUGUUUGGACAGUGAUGCAACUGGUGAAUCAAAACUGUAAAGUGCAUUUAAUAGAGUCGUUAUUUUUUCAGAGAAACAUUGUGUGUGGAUUGUUAGUAUGUUCUGAUGUACUCUGUAAUGGAAACAGAAAAGCACAAGAGUGUGUGGGAAAGAUCCGGUCUCGGAUUCAGUGUUUCUGAUAAGUAAAACUGUUUUGAUGAAUUACCAAAAAUGAUGCAGCUCUGAUUUAAGCUUCUGUGCUUUCCCCACGUAUGAUGGACUAAUUAAAGUUUUAACUCUUACUUUCACAAACAGACUGGAAAUUUCUUCUUCAAAUUCAAAGAUUCAAGAUGAAAAUGUGCGAGAGAGUAAAAAAUAUCAAACAAGGUUAAAGAACUUUACAUUUUCUGUGCUCAGACUAAAAUCUACAAAGGGUAAACUUAAACAAGCGCCCUCUGGUGGCUGGCUGCAGUACCAUUUUAAGCCCCGCCCUUCUCCAUGUAAACGAAUGAGACAUUCCUGUCUAAAAUAAAUAAAAGUUCAUGUUUAGA